Ziziphus jujuba (common jujube) is the source of this 2484-nucleotide messenger RNA. RefSeq names its product sucrose transport protein SUC3. The coding region runs from base 267 to 2156 and encodes 629 amino acids. The record is from RefSeq and is a predicted model, not a curated record. Lineage: Eukaryota; Viridiplantae; Streptophyta; Magnoliopsida; Rosales; Rhamnaceae. Gene Ontology annotation, cellular component: membrane. The transcript has 13 exons. Gene Ontology annotation, biological process: transmembrane transport. Gene Ontology annotation, molecular function: sucrose:proton symporter activity.
UGCCAUCUCGGACUCUCGCUCUUAUGUCUCACCCGCCCAAAUUCGACCAUUCCAAUGUCUCUGUGAACCUCCAAUUCCAAAUUCUCAAUCCCAAAUUCCAAAUUCAAAAUAAACUCGAAUUUCUAUUUCUGUGCCCUAAAUUUUAGAAUUGAAGGUUCAAAAGGAAGAAUAUAUAUAUAUUUUUUUUAGGUCAAGAAUUUUGAUGUACAUGCAAUUGAUUUUGUGAAUUGGUAAAGGCAAUCCACUGAGUCGUUUGGAUCCGAUCCAUGGCGGGGAAGACGGACUCAGUGACGAUCCGGGUUCCUUACAGGAACCUGAAGGAAGCGGAGAGGGAAGUGGAAAUGGUGGGAGUUGAGCCUAACCAUCGGAUCGAGCUCAAUUCCCCUUCUUCAUCAUCUCCAGGGGUAGUUCCCAAUGGGAAUUCCGACCUCUCGCCGCAGAUUCCUCCUAGAUCCAAACAGUGUAGUCUGAUUUAUCUCGUUCUUAGUUGUACGAUCGCCGCCGGUGUUCAAUUCGGUUGGGCUUUACAGCUUUCGCUUUUGACUCCCUAUAUACAGACACUUGGAAUAGGGCAUGCCUUUUCUUCAUUUAUUUGGCUAUGUGGCCCUAUUACAGGCCUUGUGGUUCAACCCUGUGUUGGUAUUUGGAGUGAUAAAUGUACUUCAAAAUAUGGAAGAAGACGUCCAUUCAUUCUUGCUGGAUCUCUCUUGAUUUCAGUUUCAGUGAUAUUAAUCGGCUUCUCUGCAGACAUAGGAUACCAUUUAGGAGAUACAAAGGAGCAUUGCAGCACAUUCAAAGGUACUCGAACGAAGGCAGCUUUUAUCUUUAUAAUUGGAUUUUGGCUGCUUGAUCUUGCCAAUAAUACGGUGCAGGGACCAGCUCGUGCUCUUCUAGCGGAUCUUGCAGGCCCUGAUCAACGCAACACAGCAAAUGCUGUGUUUUGCUCGUGGAUGGCUGUUGGUAACAUCCUAGGAUUUUCUUCAGGAGCAAGUGGAAAAUGGCAUGAAUGGUUUCCCUUCUUGUUAAGUAGAGCUUGUUGUGAAGCCUGUGGAAAUCUUAAAGCAGCGUUUCUUAUUGCUGUGCUCUUCCUGACUUUAUGCACACUUGUGACUAUAUAUUUUGCUGAUGAGGUUCCACUCACUUUGAAUGAGGCUCAUCGUUUAUCAGAUUCUGCUCCAUUGUUGGAUGAUGUACAACAAAAUGGUCUUGAAAGUUCAAGGUUAAAGCCUGAUAUUGCAGUUGACAGUGCCAAUGGGAGAAGUGAUAUAAAUUUAAAGCAUGCAAACUCAAAAGUUGAGGAUGAUCAGAAUCAUGGUUUUAAUGAUGGUCCUGGAGCAGUAUUAGUGAAUCUGUUAACCAGUUUAAGGCAUUUACCACCUGCAAUGCAUUCUGUUCUCAUUGUAAUGGCUUUAAGUUGGUUGUCCUGGUUUCCAUUCUUUCUUUUCGAUACGGAUUGGAUGGGCAGAGAAGUAUAUCAUGGGGAUCCAAAAGGGAGCACAUCUGAGAUAAAAGCCUAUGAUCAAGGUGUCAGAGAAGGUGCAUUUGGUUUGCUAUUGAAUUCAGUUAUUCUUGGUAUCAGUUCAUUUCUCAUUGAACCAAUGUGCCAGCGGAUGGGUGCAAAACUAGUAUGGGCAUUGAGCAAUUUUAUUGUGUUUGCCUGCAUGGCAGGCACUGCAAUCAUAAGUUUGAUAUCUGUCAAAGAAUAUUCUCAAGGAAUUGAACAUGUAAUUGGAGGGAGUGCUACCAUCAAGAAUGCUUCCCUCGUUGUUUUUGCUCUUCUUGGCUUCCCUCUUGCUGUAAGUAUUAUUGCUCGUUUAUCUGAAGCAUUUCAUCUGACCCGAAAGCUCAUGUUUAUGAUAAAUUGUCUAUUUUUGCAGAUUACAUACAGUGUUCCCUUUUCCGUCACAGCACAGCUGACGGCAGAUUCCGGUGGUGGCCAAGGACUGGCUAUUGGAGUUCUGAAUCUGGCAAUUGUUGUUCCACAGAUGAUUGUAUCCCUUGGUGCUGGACCAUGGGAUGCUUUAUUCGGUGGAGGAAAUAUACCUGCCUUUGUUUUGGCUUCUUUUGCUGCCCUUGCAGCCGGUGUCAUUGCAAUUCGUAGGCUACCAAAUCUGUCCAGCAGUUCUUUCACGUCAUCUGGUUUUCAUUUUGGUUAAUGACUUCUGCACUACUGAAUGAGAUGACUUUCGGCCUGUUUGUCGUUUUGAGCACCUAUGCAAGAGCAAUUUACCCGCGGAGUGAUGGUGUUGGCAUCAUGCGGUGGCCUUAAAUUUCUAAUGUUAAGAACUUCACAUUGCAUAUUCAAAUUCAAUUCAUUCUUUGCCCACUUUAAUGUGGGUAUCUGUACCCUAUAUGUAGAGUGUAAAUUGUCAUUUAUAUCGAAAAGGAUAUACAUGAAAUAUAAUGAGAAGUAAAUCGUCAUCGAUGUAGUAGCUCUUCCUGCUGAUUGAGUAUUAUAUAAAUCGGCUCUCAUAUAUAUUUUAA